This is a messenger RNA of Phalacrocorax carbo (great cormorant), 4679 nucleotides long. The record is from RefSeq and is a predicted model, not a curated record. Lineage: Eukaryota; Metazoa; Chordata; Aves; Suliformes; Phalacrocoracidae.
GACGCCCGCCCGUCCCGGUGACGGGGGCGCGCCGCGGCGGGGCGCUCCCUGCUCCUCGCCCGCCUUCCCCGGCCGCGGGGGGAGAGCCCGGAGGCGCCGGGCCGCAGCCUCCGCCCCUCCCGCGCCCCGCGGCGGAGGCGCCGCCCCGGGGGGAGCGGAGUUUCGCCACGCUCCCUAACGGCCGCGCUGCCGGCGCGGCGCAGCCAGGAGUUUCGCCACGCUCCCGUAGCCCCCUCGUGGGGUGGCGGCGCGGUGCAUGCCGGGCCCGAGGCGGACUGUCCCUUCACUGCGCGAGGAGUUGGGAGCCGCGCCUGCCGCCAUGUUCUGCCGGGCCGCCGCCGCCCGCGGCCUCUAGCCGCCCCCGCCCCGCCCUGCCGCCCCGCUGCCCGCCAGCCAGCCGGCGGAGGAGGCGGACGAAGGCGCCGCCGCACCCAGCAGCAGACGGCGCCGGAGCCUGGCAGCGCCCAGCGAUGUCCACCAAGGAGGGGAGCAAGGUGCUGCUGCUGCCGUCCCACGCCACCAGCGAGCGCGCCGUCAAGGCUGUCCCUUUUCCACCAACACAUCGCUUGACAUCUGAAGAAGUGUUUGACACAGAUGGAAGACCAAGGGUUGACAUUUUGAAGAACCACUUGAUAAAAGAAGGCCGAGUGGAUGAAGAAAUUGCACUUAGAAUCAUCAAUGAAGGUGCUGCAAUAUUGCGGAGGGAAAAGACAAUGAUAGAAGUUGAAGCUCCAAUUACAGUGUGUGGUGAUAUUCAUGGCCAGUUCUUUGAUCUAAUGAAGCUGUUUGAAGUGGGAGGAUCACCUGCUAACACAAGAUACCUCUUCCUCGGUGACUAUGUAGACAGAGGUUAUUUUAGUAUAGAGUGUGUACUGUACUUGUGGGUCCUGAAAAUUCUCUACCCAAGCACAUUAUUUCUUUUGAGAGGCAACCAUGAAUGCAGACACCUAACAGAGUAUUUUACCUUUAAGCAAGAAUGUAAAAUAAAGUACUCAGAAAGAGUCUACGAUGCUUGUAUGGAAGCUUUUGAUUGUCUCCCUCUUGCUGCUCUUUUAAAUCAACAGUUUCUUUGUGUUCAUGGUGGACUUUCACCAGAAAUUAAUACACUAGAUGACAUUAGGAGGUUAGAUAGAUUCAAAGAGCCUCCAGCAUUUGGACCAAUGUGUGACUUACUAUGGUCAGAUCCUUCAGAAGAUUUUGGAAACGAGAAUUCACAAGAGCAUUUCAGUCACAAUACAGUCAGAGGAUGCUCAUACUUUUAUAGCUAUCCAGCAGUUUGUGAAUUUUUGCAAAAUAAUAAUUUAUUGUCAAUCAUCAGAGCACAUGAAGCACAAGAUGCAGGUUACAGAAUGUACAGGAAAAGUCAAACUACAGGGUUCCCGUCAUUAAUAACAAUUUUUUCAGCGCCUAAUUACCUGGAUGUCUACAAUAAUAAAGCUGCUGUAUUAAAGUAUGAAAACAAUGUGAUGAAUAUUCGUCAGUUCAAUUGUUCUCCUCAUCCUUACUGGCUACCAAAUUUUAUGGAUGUUUUCACAUGGUCUUUGCCAUUUGUUGGAGAAAAAGUAACAGAAAUGUUGGUGAAUGUUUUGAGCAUUUGCUCUGAUGAUGAACUGAUGACAGAGGGAGAAGAUCAAUUUGACGUAGGUACAGCUGCCGCACGGAAAGAAAUAAUCAGAAACAAAAUUCGUGCAAUUGGCAAGAUGGCAAGAGUCUUCUCUGUUCUCAGGGAGGAGAGUGAAAGUGUGCUGACACUCAAGGGUUUGACUCCCACUGGAAUGUUACCUAGUGGAGUGUUGGCUGGAGGACGACAGACCCUGCAAAGUGAUGCAUUCUAACUGGAAACUCUUCACAAAGUUUGAGUGCAGGAGAUCAAGUUUUAAAAUGUAAGUUUUGUUUGGUUGGUUUUUUUUUAAUCCAGCACCACCUACAGUCUAUGCAUGAUGUCAUAUAUGUGACUCAGCGAUCUAGGAUCAAUCACAUCACGUGAUGAACAUUAUGAUGGUCCCUUUCUCCUUGUAAGCACUAAUGGAAAAUUUCUCAACCUCACAAGACAGUAUUUUUCACAACUGAUACUCGGAUCUUGACUGUGGUGACUGUUCUGACUAGCUGGAGUGGUGCAUGUGGAGAAAGUGCAGACUCAAGCUUUGUCUGUCGCAUCGUAAUUGGAGAGAACUGGUUCUGAUUCUUGCAUGGCAGCAAGUGCCCGGCUGCAACGACGCUUGCUUUCCUUGAGGAUUCCCUCAUGAGAUCCGUUGUCUGUAGUAGUUUUUGGCAGGUACAAAGGCAGAUCAGCAAUAAAGGAAAAUUUCUUGGGCGGUUGUUGACCUGAUUUCUCAGGCUGUGUGUCUCCUGUCUCCCUUUAAGCAAGUAGUCAGGUAACAGGUUUUUAUGUCCAUGGGUUUUCUUUGUUUGGAAAUUAGGUACUCACUUUUUACUACUGUGUUUCUGAAAGGUGGAGUCUGGAACUGUCUCUAAUUCUUGCAUUGUUGGGGAGAAGAAAUUAUAUCCUCCCUCCCGGAAAACAGUAAGUAGUUUGCAUUGCUCGUUUUCAGCUCUCACUGUGUUAAAGAUGGGAAGAAAAAAAAAAAGUCCUUAGUCUGUUCUUGGGUGGGGAGCGGAGAAGGCUUGGAAAUAGCUCUGCCAGCAAAAGGGCACAGGUAGCAGAAGCACUGAGAGGCGUGGCUGGUCCCUGGCUGGAGUUGGAGCUUUCCUGCCCUGGGCUGGGUGAAUACCGUGUGGGUCCUGGGGACCAGGCCGCUUCUUCCCUGAACAACGCUGUCACCUGCGGUGCUCCUACCCGCAGGGCACCAGCAGAGAGGCACGUUCAGAGGUGGGCUGGGAGCUCUGAGAGGUGUCAAUGCAUCGUAGUGGAGCUGAGAAGCAGGAGUAAAGAUCGUGCUCGAGUAAGGUUUUGGGGGCUUAUUCUAAAGCAGGGACUUGCGCUGUAAAGAAACUUGCUGCCACCCAGUGAGCCAAGCGGGGAAGACCAGCCUAGUUCACACGAUCCUACCUAUAUUUAGUUUAAUGGCAAACUCACGAUUUUAACACUAAAAAUAAAUCUGGGUGCUUAAGAACAGCCUUCCUUUCAAAGAUUACGAAAUUCCAGUUAUGAAACAGAAAAAUUACUACAGUCAUAUCUAUUGACUUGUGAAGAUUGGCCUCUCCAGCAAAAAGACACAGGGUUGGGAUUGGGGCUGGUUUUCUCUUAGAAAGAGGCAGGUCCCUUCUGGUUUGAGUCUGAACACUUUUUGAGAGGAAUAGUCUCAUGAACAGCUUGCUUUUUUCCUAAUGUUUAAUCUUGAAAUGUCAUUAUGUUCGUUGCAUAGAAAAAGAUGGGUUUUUUUCAGAAGAAGGACAGACAGGAUCCGGUCAUUCUUCCCUUGGCUAUUUUUUGCUAGUUUCAUUAUCAUCAAGCACUCACUUCUUGUUAGCCAUUUAACAAUUCUUUGUUACUAGCAUGUAAUGAAAGUAACUUUUUGCCAUAGAACAGAUGAAAGUCAUUAGGACGUAGAACCCUAUUCUUUGGUUUAUUUUCUUGUAGUAGUAGCAGUACACAUGAGCCAGACUUAAUCGCUGUUCUGCUUCAAAUGACAACUGAAAUGGUGGGGUUUUUUUAGUCACGUAAAAAGACAGAGGCACCACAAUAUGCUUUGAUUAUUAAAUGAUAAGCUUCACUGCUAAGAAAGUUUGCGCAAGAGCAAAGAAACAAGAACCAAAGCUUAUGAUGAGCUCUUGGUCAAGCUUGGAAAGGUACUGACAGAUGUAGCUACAGGUAUUAGUGGAUACUUGCACCAAGGAUGCCCAGAGUAAUGCAGAGUGGAAUGUCUGCUAGUCUCCCAAAAUCAACUUCCAUCUGUUUGUAUUAGAAGUAAUUAAUUUUAAACUAAACUGUAGUUCUAAUUUCAAUAUCAGAAAAAGUUUAAAGUCAGUCAGAUUCAGGUUGCAGAACAUUGAGGUCAGUGAAAUACUUAAGCUUUUUUUUGGUAUGGUAAAUGUGAUACCUAGUCUUGUUUUGCAAAAAACUCUGUGUAUGUGCUCUGUAAGAGUGAAAGGUUUGCCAUAUUAGAAGCAACUCUACCAGCCCUAGCUAUUUUCAUUUGAGGGUAACAGAAAUACGAUUUUGCUGGUAGUGUGAAGUUGUCCUAGAAUACAAUCAUUGUUUGUUAAAGCGCUGCUUAGAAAUGUUAGGAAAUGCAUUUCUGGCUGCUGGGCUUAAGACUUCUGUUAAGUUUAUGGCUGGGGACAAACUGACCGUGGCUUUCUAACAAACCAAAUGGGCUAUUCAAAGUUGUUCUUUUUUAAACCAUUUGAAAACAUCCACAUAGUCAUUUAUAUUGUCUGGGUCACGAUCACUUUGUUUGGAUUUACAUGUGUUCUGUAGCUUUCGCGUUUAGAUUCUAGCUUUUUUCAUUGCUCAGUCAUUUGCUGUGUAACCCACUCCUUUACAAGGAGAUCCUUCAAAUUAGAUCCAAGACGAUGUCUCCUUUGCAUUGCAGCCUUAAGCACGAUGGUAACUAAUUUAAUAAAUUAAAUAGGGGGUAGAGUCAGAUUCUGCUAAGGCCCUUAAACUGUCAGUGUAAUGUGAUUUAAACUGAGCACUUGCACAUUAAGAUGGAAAGAGAUUAAGGGGGGAAGGGGUAAAGUGCUUGAUAUCACAGCCUCAGGCUUUUGUUGUCAGC